This is a messenger RNA of Phascolarctos cinereus (koala), 777 nucleotides long. It is a transcript of the gene SPA17, whose product is annotated as sperm autoantigenic protein 17. Gene Ontology annotation, biological process: binding of sperm to zona pellucida. Lineage: Eukaryota; Metazoa; Chordata; Mammalia; Diprotodontia; Phascolarctidae. The record is from RefSeq and is a predicted model, not a curated record. Gene Ontology annotation, cellular component: membrane. Gene Ontology annotation, molecular function: calmodulin binding.
UUCUGUUCGGCCGCCGUAGACAAGGAAACUGCAGAGAAAACGGUUACCCGGCAACGAGAAGAAACAACCGGAACCAUCGGCACCGGCAGCGGGAGAAAGGAGAGGCAGUUCCUGCCAAAGAGAUGUCGAUUCCAUUCUCCAAUACCGACUACCGAAUUCCACAAGGAUUUGGGAAUCUUCUCGAAGGGCUGACACGGGAAAUUCUGAGGGAGCAGCCGGACAAUAUUCCAGCUUUUGCAGCAGCAUAUUUUGAAAACCUACUAGAAAAAAGAGCGAAAACCAAUUUUGAUCCAGCAGAAUGGGGGGCUAAGGUAGAUGACCGCUUCUACAACAACCAUGCUUUCAAGGUACAACAACCCUCUGGUGCUACUGAACCUGAGGAGGUACCACCUGAAAAAUGUGCACCUGAAAAAGAUACAUCUCAGGAAACAGUGAAAGAGCAGGAAACACAGGCAUCAUUUGUGGAGGAAACUACUACUGAUGAAGAGGAAGAGGCUGCUGCUGCUGCCGUCAAAAUCCAGGCAGCAUUUCGGGGACAUAAGGCAAGAAAGGAAAUGAGGGAAAUGAAAGAAGGUAGCACUGAGGAGCAGGAAAUGGAGUGACUGUUUUUAUCAUAGAUAGCCAAGGGGAAAAAAAAUUGCUCGAAUCCAUCAACCCUAUGUGAGGUUAUCAUUUUUUUUUCCUUAGUAAGGGAAAUUUGAUGUAGCAAAAUGACAUUUGUUGCUGUUGUGAGAAUCUGUCAUGAGUUUAAUAAACAUGCCACUUUAAACAUGCCAA